Messenger RNA from Musa acuminata subsp. malaccensis (wild Malaysian banana), 729 nucleotides. Its product is annotated as myb-related protein 308-like. NCBI's taxonomy places the organism in Eukaryota, Viridiplantae, Streptophyta, Magnoliopsida, Zingiberales, Musaceae. The record is from RefSeq and is a predicted model, not a curated record.
UUGCCACUCGAUCCUUGCAUCAAUUCAAUGCAAGCUCACACCUUCCCCCUCCUCUCGUAUAAAUCCAUCCUCCCUUCUCGCUCUCUUUCUCUCUUCCCUUGUCCCACUCCUCCCUUCUGAUUCUUUCUCUUGUUUAUGCUCUUUGCUCUCUCAUCGCAAAGUGUAGUCCAUAGAGAACCCCGCUGCACAGGUGUUGGGAAUAUGGGCAGGUCUCCGUGCUGUGAGAAGGCUCAUACCAACAAGGGAGCAUGGACCAAGGAGGAAGACGAGAAGCUCGUCUCCUACAUCAAAGCCCAUGGUGAAGGUUGCUGGAGAUCACUCCCCAAAGCUGCAGGUUUGCUUCGAUGCGGAAAGAGCUGCAGGCUCAGGUGGAUAAACUACCUCCGGCCCGACCUCAAGCGAGGCAACUUCACGGAGGAGGAAGACGAGCACAUCAUCAAGCUACAUGGCGUGCUCGGGAACAAAUGGUCCCUCAUCGCCGGUCGGCUACCGGGGAGGACCGACAACGAGAUCAAGAACUACUGGAACACGCACAUCAAGCGGAAGCUCCUCGGCCGAGGCAUCGAUCCCCAGACUCAUCGCCCGAUCCCGCAACAACCGAAAACCGCCAUGGUGCAGGACAUGGCGGCUGCCGUACAAGCCCCGGCCGAGUACUCCUCCUCCGACGAGGCUAUCUGCGGCGGUGCCAGCCAAGACGACGUCCGCUACAUCGACCUCAACCUCGACCUC